CCCUCAGCUUCCCCCGCCAGUCCUAAGCUCCCCCGCCAGCCCUCAGCUUCCCCCGACAGCCCUCAGCUUCCCCCGCCAGCCCUCAGCUUCCCGCCAGCCCUCAGCUUCCCCCGCCAGCCCUCAGCUUCCCCCGCCAGCCCUCAGCGUCUCCCGCCAGCCCUCAGCUUCCCCCGCCAGCCCUCAGCGUCCCCCGCCAGCCCUCAGCUUCCCCCGCCAGCCCUUAGCUUCCCCCGCCAGCCCUCAGCUCCCCCCGCCAGCCCUCAGCUUCCCCGAAAAGCCCUCAGCUUCCCCCGCCAGCCCUCAGCGUCCCCCGCCAGCCCUCAGCUCCCCCCGCCAGCCCUCAGCUUCCCCCGCCAGCCCUUAGCUUCCCCCGCUAGCCCUCAGCUUCCCCCGCCAGUCCUAAGCUCCCCCCGCCAGCCUCAGCUCCCCCGCCAGCCCUCAACUUCCCCGCCAGCCCUCAGCUCCCCCCGCCAGCCCUCAGCUUCCCCGCCAGUCCUCAGCUUCCCCCGCCAGCCCUCAGCUCCCCCCGCCAGCCCUCAGCUUCCCCCGCCAGCCCUCAGCUCCCCCGCCAGCCCUCAGCUUCCCCGCCAGCCCUCAGCUUCCCCUGCCAGCCCUCAGCUUCCCCCGCCAGCCCUCAGCUUCCCCUGCCAGCCCUCAGCUUUCCCCGCCAGCCCUCAGCUUCCCCCGCCAGCCCUCAGCUUCCCCCGCCAGCCCUCAGCUUCCCCGCCAGCCCUCAGCUUCCCCGCCAGCCCUCAGCUCCCCCGCCAGCCCUCAGCUUCCCCCGCCAGCCCUCAGCUCCCCCCGCCAGCCCUCAGCUUCCCCCGCCAGCCCUCAGCUCCCCCGCCAGCCCUCAGCUUCCCCCGAAAGCCCUCAGCUUCCCCCGCCAGCCCUCAGCGUCCCCCGCCAGCCCUCAGCGUCCCCCGCCAGCCCUCAGCUCCCCCCGCCAGCCCUCAGCUUCCCCCGCCAGCCUUAGCUUCCCCGCUAGCCCUCAGCUUCCCCGCCAGUCCUAGCUCCCCCCGCCAGCCCUCAGCUCCCCCCGCCAGCCCUCAGCUCCCCCGCCAGCCCUCAGCUUCCCCCCGCCAGCCCUCAGCUUCCCCGCCAGCCCUCAGCUCCCCCGCCAGCCCUCAGCUUCCCCCGCCAGCCCUCAGCUCCCCCGCCAGCCCUCAGCUUCCCCCGCCAGCCUCAGCUUCCCUGCCAGCCCUCAGCUUCCCCCGCCAGCCCUCAGCUUCCCCCGCCAGCCCUCAGCUUUCCCCGCCAGCCCUCAGCUUCCCCGCCAGCCCUCAGCUUCCCCCGCCAGCCCUCAGCUUCCCCGCCAGCCCUCAGCUUCCCCGCCAGCCCUCAGCUUCCCCCGCCAGCCCUCAGCUCCCCCCGCCAGCCCUCAGCUUCCCCCGCCAGCCCUCAGCUCCCCCGCCAGCCCUCAUCUUCCCCCGCCAGCCCUCAGCUCCCCCCGCCAGCCCUCAGCUUCCCCCGCCAGCCCUCAGCUCCCCCCGCCAGCCCUCAUCUUCCCCCGCCAGCCCUCAGCUCCCCCGCCAGCCCUCAGCUUCCCCCGCCAGCCCUCAGCUUCCCCUGCCAGCCCUCAGCUUCCCCGCCAGCCCUCAGCUUCCCUGCCAGCCUCAGCUUUCCCCGCCAGCCCUCAGCUUCCCCCGCCAGCCCUCAGCUUCCCCGCCAGCCUCAGCUCCCCCGCCAGCCCUCAGCUCCCCCCGCCAGCCCUCAGCUCCCCCGCCAGCCCUCAGCUUCCCCCGACAGCCCUCAGCUUCCCCUGCCAGCCCUCAGCUUCCCCGCCAGCCCUCAGCUUCCCCGCCAGCCCUCAGCUUCCCCCGCCAGCCCUCAGCUUCCCCCGCCAGCCCUCAGCUUCCCCCGCCAGCCCUCAAACUCCCCCCGCCAGCCCUCAGCUUCCCCUGCCAACCUCAGCUUCCCCCACCAGCUCUCAGCUUCCCCCACCAGCCCUCAGCUUCCCCCGCCAGCCCUCAGCUUCCCCACCAGCCCUCAGCGCCCCCCGCCAGCCCUCAGUGCCUCCCGCUAGCUCUCAGCUGCCCCCGCCAGCCCUCAGCGCCCCCCGCCAGCCCUCAGCGCCCCCCGCCAGCCCUCAGCUCCCCCCGCCAGCCCUCAGCUUCCCCCGCCAGCCCUCAGCUUCCCCGCCAGCCCUCAGCUUCCCCGCCAGCCCUCAGCUUUCCCCGCCAGCCCUCAAACUCCCCCGCCAGCCCUCAGCUUCCCCUGCCAGCCCUCAGCUUCCCCCACCAGCUCUCAGCUUCCCCAUCAGCCCUCAGCUUCCCCCGCCAGCCCUCAGCUUCCCCACCAGCCCUCAGCGCCCCCCGCCAGCCCUCAGCGCCUACCGCUAGCUCUCAGCUGCCCCCGCCAGCCCUCAGCGCCCCCGCCAGCCCUCAGCGCCUCCCGCUAGCUCUCAGCUGCCCCCGCCAGCCCUCAGCGCCCCCCGCCAGCCUCAGCGCCCCCCGCCAGCCCUCAGCUCCCUCCGCCAGCCCUCAGCGCCCCCGCCAGCCCUCAGCUUCCCCGCCAGCCCUCAGCUCCCCCGCCAGCCCUCAGCGCCCCCGCCAGCCCUCAGCUUCCCCCGCCAGCCCUCAGCUCCCCCGCCAGCCCUCAGCGCCCCCGCCAGCCCUCAGCUUCCCCCGCCAGCCCUCAGCUCCCCCCGCCAGCCCUCAGCGCCCCCGCCAGCCCUCAGCGCCCCCCGCCAGCCCUCAGCUCCCCCCCGCCAGCCCUCAGCGCCCCCAUCUCAGACACGCACGCAUGCCAUCCACUUCAAGAAUACUGGAGGAAAGUUAG
Messenger RNA from Procambarus clarkii (red swamp crayfish), 2778 nucleotides. NCBI's taxonomy places the organism in Eukaryota, Metazoa, Arthropoda, Malacostraca, Decapoda, Cambaridae. The record is from RefSeq and is a predicted model, not a curated record.